UUUCUCCCACACUAUCUCUCACUCUUCGAACACUGCAAAGGCUAAAUUACAGAUUCGAAUAACAGUGCAACUUCUUCUUCUCCUUCCUCUGUUCCCAACACCUGUCGUUUCUUUAACUUCUCUCUUUGUCACAUUCCUUUUACUAAACCCAUUUAAAGAUCCAUCUUUAAUCACUGGUUUUUUCAUAAGGGCACGAUCUUAUCAAGGAAAUCAAUCACUUUGACUUCACAUCCUCUGUCCUGAAACUCCCCUGUUCUUUCUUUCUUUCUUCUUUGUUUAAUAGAUUUUUAUAAGAUGGUGAGCCAAAACGUCGUCGUAUCAGACGCCAAUACCGGAAUCAUAACCGUCUCCAACUCCUCCGUCUUUGCUCCUUCCGCUCAAAAACCACCGACUGUUCCUGGUCACAUCUCAAUUUCCAAGAAGAAACUACUCAAGAACCUUGAACUCAGUGGCGCUCAAAGUCAGAGACUCAACUCUUGGGUUGACUCCAUGAGAGCUUCUUCUCCUACUCAUCUCAAAUCACUUUCUUCUCUUUCAUCAGAAGAAGAGCUCAAUUCUUGGCUUAAACGACAUCCAUCGGCUCUUGACAUGUUUGAAAGAAUCAUCGAAGCUUCAAGAGGAAAACAGAUCGUUAUGUUUCUUGACUAUGACGGUACUCUUUCUCCAAUCGUCGCUGAUCCAGACAGAGCUUUUAUAACCAGCAAGAUGAGAAGAACAGUGAAAAAACUGGCUAAGUCCUUUCCAACUUCUAUAGUUACUGGUAGAUGCAUAGACAAGGUGUAUAGCUUUGUGAAGCUAGCAGAACUGUAUUAUGCUGGUAGCCAUGGAAUGGAUAUUAAAGGUCCAACAAAAGGUUUCUCCAGAUACAAUAAGGAUAAACCAUCUGUUCUUUAUCAACCAGCUGGAGACUUUCUUCCCAUGAUCGAUGAGGUUUUUAAACAAUUAGUGGAGAAAACCAAAUCAACACCAGGAGCCAAAGUGGAGAACAACAAGUUCUGUCUUUCUGUACACUUCCGUUGCGUCGAUGAGAAGAAAUGGAGCGACCUGGCUUUAAAAGUUCGGUCGGUGGUAAAGAACUAUCCGACAUUGAAACUGUCCCAAGGUCGGAAGGUUCUUGAAAUCCGACCUAUGAUUAAAUGGGACAAAGGCAAGGCUCUUGAGUUUUUGUUAGAGUCACUUGGAUUUGAGAACUCUAAUGAUGUAUUUCCGAUUUACAUUGGUGAUGAUCGAACCGAUGAAGAUGCUUUUAAGCUGCUUCAAGAGAGAGGACAAGGCUUCGGCAUUCUUGUCUCCAAAUUUCCCAAAGACACUAAUGCAUCGUAUUCUUUGCAAGAUCCACCCGAGGUGAUGGAUUUCUUGCGACGGUUGGUGGAGUGGAAACAAAUUCAACAAUGAUCAUGAAGGGGGCAAUGGAGUAAUCAUAGCAAAAAUAAUCAUCAGCAUAUAGUAUAUAUUUAUAGAUGAUGUAUAUCCCUAACCUAUAACGGAACAUUUUACAAGAUAUACAAGGGAAAAUUCUUAACGUGCCCUUAUAUAUUGGUUGAUCUUGUUCAUCAUAAUUCUCCUUAAGAAAAAUAUGAACAAGAACUUUUGUCAAUCAGGGAUAUAUUUUUCUUUCUUUUAUAGCCUUCUAAUUCUAAAGGCAUUUUUUACCUUGUAAACUAAGGGAAAGUAUGGGAAUGUGUAUAUACCUUUUGUAAAAUCUACAUUUUCUGUCCUAUAUUGCUGUUUUUAUCUUCAUCA
Messenger RNA from Brassica oleracea var. oleracea, 1743 nucleotides. Its product is annotated as probable trehalose-phosphate phosphatase J. Gene Ontology annotation, molecular function: trehalose-phosphatase activity. NCBI's taxonomy places the organism in Eukaryota, Viridiplantae, Streptophyta, Magnoliopsida, Brassicales, Brassicaceae. The transcript is spliced from 11 exons. Gene Ontology annotation, biological process: trehalose biosynthetic process. The coding region runs from base 295 to 1395 and encodes 366 amino acids. The record is from RefSeq and is a predicted model, not a curated record.